AUGUCCAAGCCAAUCGUAGUUGUAUCACAGGCCUUUAGCAAACAAGGCACAAGCAUUUUGAACACUUUGUUGGAGAGCAAUAAGUAUCAUGUUAGAGCUUUGACCUCAAGACCAUUGGACUCGGCCCAAGCACAAGGAUGGAAACAACGUGGAGUUGAACUGAUUCAAGCAGACUUUUUGAAUGCUGAUGAUUUGUUGAAGGCUUACAAUGGUGCACAUGCAGCAUUCAUCGUUCGUCCACUCAUCAGUCCAGUCGAUCCAGAUGCCAACAACAAGGAGUUCAACUCUGUCAAGACCCAAGCCGAUGCCGCUGUCCAGGCCGGCCUCCAGCAGAUCAUCUACUCAUCCACCGACUCGCCCGUCGCCCCCAAGGUUCAGGAAUACAUCGAUGCCCUCCCCAUCCCCUUUGUCAACACAUUCUACCUCUCAUUCUUCUUCUCCAACCUAAUUGAGUUCAGCAGACCCGUGCCCCAGGAAGACGGAUCAAUGUUGUUCGCACAGCCAUUCCCCGCUGACAAGGCCAUCCCCUACGUCAACCCAUACACCAUCACUGGCAAGGUCGUCGAGAGAUUCUUGGCCGAGCCAACUCGUUACAAUCGUCAGUCUGUUCCUGUUGUCUCGGAGUUCAUCACUGGUGCGCAGGUGGCCGAGACAUUUGAGCGCGUCACUGGUAUCAAGGCAGCGUACAAGUAUCAAUCACGCGAGGACUAUAUCAACAGUGGAUUCAGUCUUAACGAUAUGACCAAAUACGUUGGCAAUGUAAUCUAUGACGUCUGGACCAAUGGUGUCAACAAUCCACGCGCUGCCAAGGAUGCCACCACUGAGUUUGCCACAUCGCUCAAUGCCCCAACCGGAACAUGGGAGCAAUUCCUGCAAGCCACUGCAUGGAAAGGUGAGCCAUACCAAGACAUCAGGGAGAGACUCCUGAAUCUCUAA
Acytostelium subglobosum LB1 is the source of this 936-nucleotide messenger RNA. RefSeq lists its product as hypothetical. The transcript has a single exon. Lineage: Eukaryota; Evosea; Eumycetozoa; Acytosteliales; Acytosteliaceae. Bases 1 to 936 code for a protein of 311 amino acids. The record is from RefSeq and is a predicted model, not a curated record.